Messenger RNA from Caenorhabditis bovis, 1770 nucleotides. The record is from the annotation of a GenBank genome assembly. NCBI's taxonomy places the organism in Eukaryota, Metazoa, Nematoda, Chromadorea, Rhabditida, Rhabditidae.
AUGAAUUAUACACCGUCGUCAUCUUCUCCUGAUGUUCCCUCAACACCACAGUCCAGCGAAGGAAUCACAUCGCCAGAAACACAGAAAUUCACCAAAUCUCAUCCUCCACGAAAACCGUAUCAGCCACCAAUUCCAAGAUUAGCGAAAACUACAACCGUCACUUCAUCAGUAGCAUUGGUUUUAUCAAUUUCGGUGGACUGUGUUAUAUUAUGGAUUGUUCAAACAUGCAAGGUGUAUUCUACACUCUCAGAUACAGCAAACAUGCAAUUUAAUUCUUAUGAAUUCGGCAAAGUCGGAGUCCAAACAUCUCUUUUUCAUCUGAUUUCGAAACGAGGAAGAGAUAUUGGGGUUUGGGUUCAAUGGCUAAACGAGCUAGAAGCUAUUCAAACACCACACCGUUGUGAAUGGGAAGUCGUCGAAGUGGACAAUGGAUGGUCACCUGGUCUGACAGCGGAUACUGAUCACUUGGCGAAAAUACCUGACGAAUACAUCGUGAAUCAAGCAAUAGGUUUGAAACCGUUUGUUGGACAAUGGAUAAACUUCGACACUUCAAGGGAACACUUGACGAAACUAUCCAAUCCAAAAGGUCUCAAUCGCUUUUUCAUCACAGAAUAUAUGCCAAUUUCGAGUCCAAUUGGAUUUUCGAUUUGUCAAAUUGGAAGAGCGCUGAGAAUAAUAUUAACAGCGACAAUUGUGAAAGGAACCGACCACAAGUCAAUUUACGAAAUUCCAGACUUUGGAUUCGUUCUGGAUAAGAAAUCCGUCCUACGAUCUGGUGCAACUCAGCAAAUUGUGAUCGAACGGACAACGUAUAAUACACGAAAACUCUUUGGAAUUAGCUGGAAAGUGAUGGCUGCUACGAUUCUCAGAUCAACCGAUGAAAUGAUUCCGACGCAGCGAAUUAGCAUGAGAAAAGUUGCACCGUUUGGUAGUUACGAACUAUGCAGCGUAAUAUCGGGUGAACGACAAAAUGCUUCACAUCGUCAGCCACUCGGCUCGAAUACUAGCAUGAACAGUGCGAAUGGAAGGCGAGAAAACUACAAUUCGUUCGAAAUGAACAAGAAGCGACAGAGGCCAACUCAAGAAGGUCUAACGCUGGAUCUCAAUGCAAUGAUUGAGAAAAUCGAUUUCGGUAGAAAGUGUGGAAUUCUUUGGGUGUUUGAUACAAAUUCGAAUGUUCAUUUUGUUUUCCAAGAUGAUCCACCGUUUGAGUUGGGCUUGACAGUUGACGUUCAUCUGAUUUCGAUUGCCGAUGAAACUGCGAAAAAUGGUUUUCGAUGGAGUUUGAGUCGAUACAAAAAAUUACCGCCGAGAUGUAUGUGCAUGGUUGAGAAGAAUCGAUUAAUGGUUUUGGAAGAAGCAAUGUACACAGGAAACAAUGACAAAUUGGGACGAUCAAUUUUGAGAGGAAAACUGUUUUCAACGAUUAUUGAUGAGCAUAAUUUAUUCAAUCAAAAUCGAAUUCCGCCAUUUGUUGAUAUUGUUAUCAUUAUUACACGAGUCAAAGUAGCUAAUGCUUUAUAUGAUCCGACGAAAACGGUAAAUGCGGGUCUCCCUGAGAUGUUUUCGUGGGUCUUGGUACAGCUCAAUAAAUAUAUUCCACAACCACCGCCACAAGUCCUAGUUCCUUCAACAAUUAUUUCGCAUUACAUUCCGGGUCACUAUAUUCAAACUGCAGUUCAGAGUUCGGAAAAUUCAAAACCGAUGGAAGAAGUCCCAACAUCACCGAGCACCGCUGUGUCAUCAUUAUCAACUGAAUCCCAAGAAUGA